ACAAUACUCUACUACACCACUGACCCCUCCCCGUUUUAAAACUGAGUGUUUGAGCUAUAACUGAACGCAGCACCGCCUGCUGGCAUGUCAGUGGUGGGCAGGAUUAUGUCAAGUUGGGUAUCUUUCGCCAUAAACAAGGAGAAAUGUACACAUCCUUGAUAAUAAAACGACUUCUAACGGGGCAACGAAAGAAAACCGGUGCGCUUGCUGAGUCCUUGAGAGAUAAUAAUGGCCCUGUCUGUAUACAUCUGCUCCCUCUAUGCUAACCUAUGCUACCCUACCAGGCUGUGCUGUGAGAGAAAGAGUUUAGUGAGUGAAGUGGGUGAAGAAGGUUGGAGUGGGGCAGUUGAUCGCCCAGCCAGAUGGCCUCACCCUUCGUCCCUGUAGCUGUCCCCAUCAUGGACCGGACCAUUCCCGGGGCCAAUGGGAAGCCAAGGCGGGGGCCGCAGAGGACGUCCUCACUAAACAGUGUUUCAGAGUCCUCCGCAAGGGGCCCAGGGGAUGAAACCCCGGGGUCCAGAGGGGGCAGAAUUGGAGGGGCCCGUUCGCAGAGCUCAGAGAGAGACUGCAGCUUCACCUCUCCAGCCUCCCAGUGUCAGAGUCCAGUGACUCGGGCCAGGCUGAACGGCCUGGGGCAGGACCCCUCAGUAGAGUACUCCAGCUACCCCUGGACGAACGUCAAGGAAUCCACGCCGGCACCUAUGGGGCACUCAGAGUGGGAGGAGCGGCCCAUCACCCCCACCGUGUUGGGCUACGAGGUCAUGGAGGAGCGGGCAAAGUUUACGGUUUAUAAGGUCCUUGUGAGGAAGACUCAGGAGGAGAGUUGGGUGGUGUUUAGAAGAUACGCUGACUUCUCCAGGCUCAACGACAAGCUGAGGGAGAUGUUCCCAGGGUUCAGACUGUCUCUUCCUCCAAAGCGCUGGUUCAAAGACAACUAUAAUUCUGACUUCCUGGAGGACAGACAGCUGGGCUUGCAGGCCUUCCUUCAGAACCUGGUGGCGCACAAAGACAUCGCCAACUGCGUAGCAGUCAGAGAGUUCCUGUGUCUGGAUGAUCCACCAGGCCCCUUUGACAGUCUGGAAGAGAGUCGGGCGUUCUGUGAGACUCUGGAGGAAAGUAACUACCGACUGCAGAAGGAGCUGCUUGAGAAGCAGAGACAGAUCAGUUCCCUGAAGAAGAGGCUAGAGGAGAAGGACCACCACAUCCACCUGUUGGAGAAACGCAUAAGUGGGGAGUGUCUGACCCCAGAGAGUCCAUGUGAUCGGUCGGCUCAGGGCAGUGAGAGCAGCAUAGAGGUAGACGUGGAGUUGUCAACUGCCGAGACUGACCAGGAAGUAAUAGCAGAGGAGAACGGUAGGUGUGAACCCGACCCGGGUGUCCGUCUGUCAGGCUGUUGGUGUGCUCCGGCCAGCUCUACGCCGGUCAUCCAGGUCACCCAGGACUGCGACGCUCAGCUGCAGCACUGAUCCAUCCGCUAUAUGCUCCUCUCUCCCCACUUCUUCAUUCACUUAUUUCAUUUUUUCUUUUUUUACGGUGAGAAGAGUCCUUAGACUAAACUAGUGUCCCAAUGGAUGCCUGAAGACGGUAGUCCACCUCAGACUGUGUAGCCCGACCACAUAGGAUCAGUGCACGCACACACACAUGCAAUUAAACUUCAACUGUAUCUAGUACUGUAGUUCAUUAGUGUUCUGGGGUCUGCUGCUUCUGCACCUUGUUCAUACAACGUGCUGGUUGUGCUCUUAUAGCCAAAGAGAGGGUGUUUGAACAAGCGCCUGUAUCCCCAUAAGGGCCCGGUCGAAACCAUGGCUUUAAGACCGAAAACCCAUGGAGGGGAGUGUCCACCUCCGACCUUGAAGCCACUUGGAUGACAUUGUCGUUCAACCCGAUGAACCCUAUGACAAUCCACGGGGGAGUGGAACCACCCCAGCAUCACAGCGCCGCCAUGUGGGCUCAUUAUCAGGUGUGGCUACAGAAGACGACUCAGGACAGCGGCUUGGGAUGAGCUGCGCGCAGAAAGACUGGGAAAGGGGAGUUCUGCAGGUCGCCGUGUUGGUACGGACAAACGUCUUCUUACAAAGACCAAGACUGUUAUGUUGGCGUUCGUAUACCUGGUCGAACACCUGCGUCUUGUAUGGUGUCCACUAGAGUGGUCCUUUUGCUCAUUGCUUGCACUGCCCUCCUGUAUCUCCACAGACGUGGACCACGAGUAAUACAUCAGUUACACAAGUCAUGCGUUUGUGGGUCAUUUUGUCAGGUGACAGUUGAUCAUGACCCGCUUUGUUCAGCCUCAUUGGUUGGGGGGGGGUUCAUUUGAAGCUUUUUGAUGUCAUGCAUUGCUUGCACUACUCGAUCAUCUCUGAGGGGGUCAGAAACCGUCAACCUUGACAUGUCAAGUCUUCAGGCUCGGAUGAAAGGACACCCUGGGCGUCCGGACACCUCUGGUUUUAAAGUACGUUUCACUAAAGUGCUAUGUUUUCAUCAUGUGCAUCCCACAUUAUAUGAAACCACUAUUUAAUGGGCAAUAUUGUUAACCUAAUUUCUACAUUAAGAUAUGUUUUGCCGUCAAUAUGUGACCAGAAGAUUUGUUACUGUUGAAACCAGUCAUUGCGGUCAUAUCAAGGCAUAUCUGUAGGUUGCUCUGCUACUCACCUUUAAAAGGGCAGGUUUGUAAUACAGUAAGAUUGUUUUAAUAAAAAUAACUUUAGUGAGGUGAACAAUGUAUCCACUGAUUGAUAAACAUAUGGAAACGUAGGCUGUUGUUGUUAAGCUGAAUGACCCUGGCCCGCUUAGAAUGAUUCUCUUUUAACGCUUACCUCAUCACUGCCUGGUAAGUGUGGAUAUUCCAUGCCUAUAACUGCGAUGACAUUAUAUUCUAUGGUUUCCACUUGUGAAUUUCACUUUGUUUCUGUGAAUGUGUGUAGACAAAAUGUCAUACUUGAUCAUUGUAAGCCAUACUAUGAACACUAGUUGUUGUUGGAUGUAGACAAACGUCCUCAAAAGAUAUACUUAGUCACAUUUUAGUGUAUUACUAAAAUGUACAACAUUUCACUAAAUGUCAUAUGUUGAUGUUUUGUUUCUUAAUAUGUGCAAAGAGCUUUCAUAGACAUAGCUUUAGCUCCUUGCUCUCUUGCAGAGUUUAUGUUUGGGACAUGGCCAGCAGUGGCUGUAUGAUGCACUUUAUAUAUGGCAUGGGAUUAUGUUAAAUAGGCUAGCGGAGCCUCCAUUUUAUUAUGGUGAGUUCAAAGCAGUGUGCCUUCUCAGUCUUUUCCACAGAAAUAAUGAGCUUCUAGUGGCCAAAUGGCUGUUUUAACAUGAGCAGUGUGAUUCAGGGGUUCACCAUUUUAACAUACUUAACAUUUAGGCCUCCGGACUACCUUGGCUGAUUCCCCCUGAGCACAUCCUGAAUUGUCAUCAGGAGGGAUCAGUCAAUUGUGUGAAAGAUUAUUGACUACUUCAAAAUGAAUUGCCCGUUCAAUCACAGAUGCCGUUAAUGGGAAAUGUGUUGUCUAUUCUCUGUGGUCUUCUAAUACAUGCAGCAUAGUUUUCCAUACUUUGUUGUUGAACAUUUGCUCAAUGAUCAAAUCACACUGGUGUAUUCUCUUAAAACAAAUGUGUGCCUUGAGUCCCUCUUGCUUACGAUAUUUCUUUAGUUCACUUUUAUCUCCAUAGAUACUAGUAUGAAAUGUGAAAAUAAAACUGUUCACUAUUGUUUUGGCAAUGGAAAUGGUUUUAAAGGACUGUUCUAAGUUCUAUGCACCAUUGAUACACCUUUAUGCUACAAAAUUAUUAGAAUGUUGGUUAGACAUUAUCAAACCUCCAUAAAUUCUUGUAAGUUAAACAUUUUCUCUGAUUUGUUCUAAAACCUGCAAUUUAGUGUUCCUGUCUCUUUUUAAAUGCUUUUCUGUUUUAUUAUUUUUAUACAAAUGUAUCUGGUAUGUGAGAAAAUGGCAUGUGGGUUGUGAACCUACGCGUACUGUGGCUGACCUUAACACAUUCAGCCAACCGGUUUUUGUUCAGAAGAAAAACUGUAUGCAGCCACAGUCCUUUCAUGUGUGAUGUUUUCAAAAUAAAUAAAAAAAUCCCCACCUAAACCCCAA
This is a messenger RNA of Esox lucius (northern pike), 4097 nucleotides long. RefSeq names its product sorting nexin 16 (gene snx16). Gene Ontology annotation, biological process: protein targeting to lysosome; endosome to lysosome transport; early endosome to late endosome transport. Bases 363 to 1466 code for a protein of 367 amino acids. Lineage: Eukaryota; Metazoa; Chordata; Actinopteri; Esociformes; Esocidae. The record is from RefSeq and is a predicted model, not a curated record. The transcript is spliced from 8 exons. Gene Ontology annotation, cellular component: extrinsic component of endosome membrane; late endosome; early endosome. Gene Ontology annotation, molecular function: phosphatidylinositol binding.